Molecule: messenger RNA, 7404 nt
Organism: Sphaeroforma arctica JP610
Lineage: Eukaryota; Ichthyosporea; Ichthyophonida
Exons: 3
Coding region: 1-7404 (2467 amino acids)
Source: RefSeq, a predicted model, not a curated record
AUGACAAAGACAUUCAACACAGAGAAGAGCAUGGACAGCCUAUAUACGAUUAGUGUUAGUGACGUUGAUUCGAACACCAGUGUAGAUGUACAUAGAAAUAUGGACACACAAUCUAGUGCAGAACAAUGUGGCAAUCGCGAGCUAGGAGGCAAGGUGGGAACAGUUGUACACACAUAUAUGCCCAUUCGCACGGAUAUAGCUACACCAAAUGCAUUACACGAUUCAUGCACAGUUAUGGAUACCGUCAUUAUGACACAUAUGCAUACAGACGGAGAUGAUGCAGCCACACUUGCUGCAACUCAAGGUGCAAAGGGGAAAAGCGUGGAAACAUGUGCAUUGAAACUUACGCCUACAACCACAAGUCCAGCAACAGAUGACACAGUGGUGGCAUCCAGCAAGCACGCGGAUGGUGAUGAGAAAUGCAGUGUGAUGGGAAGUGAGGAGAAUGUAGAUGAGUUGGCACAUACACAACAUCUAACUCGUGAGAGUAUGUGUGUGGAUUCAUCCAGUACAGAUGCUAUUGAUGAAAUCUUUGCGGUGUUUGAAAAUCGAGCGGUUGCAGCAACGAAUACCAUAGCGACCACCGUAGCUACACCUAUUGAUUGUGGAGUGGAGCAUGUAGAGUUGAUUGUAUCACCGAAACUUUCUGUAAAUCAGCGUAUAGGGCUGUGUGAGACCAAGUUUGAGGGUGAUAGGGUGGAGGGAAUUAUAGUAAACGAGGAGGAAGCUAUUCAAACGGAACCAGCAUUGAACAACACAUUGACAGCAGAUACAAGAAAGUGUGUGCGUGAUAUUGUAGUAGAGCACACGAUACCAGUAAAUUCUGAGGGCAAUAGGGCGGAUGGGGGUACAGUAAGCGGAGGAGAAGAUUCUCAUGUGGAGCGAACAUUGGACUACACAGAGACAGCGGGUACAAGAACGUGUGUGUGUGAUACUGUAGUAGUGCUUACAAUACCAGUAAAUUCUGAGGGUGAUAGGGCGGAUGGAUGUACAGUAAACGUUGGGGUAAAUACGCAUGGCCACCAAACUGAAAAAUCAUUGGACAGUGCCGAGAUACUGGGUACAGGAGCAUGUAUGCGCGACGGUGCAGCAGAGCACACGGCACUAGUAAAGUCUGAUGGUUGUAGGGCGGAUAAAGGUACAGUAUUCGGAGCGCAAACGGCACUUGGUACUACAGACACUGUUGUAUGUCGUGACUCCGCAAGUUGUAUAUUUGAAACUACUGGUCCUGCUGAUGGGGCUAUCAUUGCUCAAGAAGUCGCGGCAAAUAGUUCAGGUACCCCUGACACUGACGACACCGGGAUUAGUGCUGUUUCCACUAACACUGUUGUUCAGGCCGUGGUUACUGGCAGUGGCUGUAUUACUGGCAUUCACAACACUGUAGUUGACGUUGGUAUAAGUCCUUCCAUCGUGGGCGAUGCUGAUAUCGUUUCUGAUCCCGCAAUCCCAACCGAUUCCAAGGUCACAUCCACUGUUUUUGACAACAGCAAUGUCGCUUUUGCUACAGCCGACAAUGCCGCUAUUGCUGUACCUGUAGAUACUGAAGUCACUGCCGUGAUUGCUGACAUGGCUGCGACGGCUGAUACUACUGUUGUAGCGGUACCCGUAAAAAGUGCGAUCAGUCCCGAGACGGUGCCUGUAGAAAGUCAGAUCAGUCCCGUGAGUGCUGAUAUGAAUCCUACGUUUAAUUCUUCUACUGCCGCUGUACCAGUGGAUACCAAGGUCACUGCCAUGGUUGCUGAUAUCGCUGAUAUGGCUGAUUCUGUUGCUGUAGCGGUGCCUGUAGAAAGUCAGAUCAGUCACGUGAGUGCUGAUAUGAAUCCUACGUUUAAUUCUUCUACUGCCGCUGUACCAGUGGAUACCAAGGUCACUGCCAUGGUUGCUGAUAUCGCUGAUAUGGCUGAUUCUGUUGCUGUAGCGGUGCCUGUAGAAAGUCAGAUCAGUCCCGUGAGUGCUGAUAUGAAUUCUGCGGAUAGUCCUGCUACUACCACUGUACCAGUAGAUACUGAGGUCACUGCUGUGGUUGCUGAUAUCGCUGAUAUGGCUGAUUCUGUUGCUGUAGCGGUGCCUGUAGAAAGUCAGAUCAGUCCCGUGAGUGCUGAUAUGAAUCCUACGGCUAAGUCUUCUACUGCCGCUGUACCAGUAGAUACUGAGGUCACUGCCGGGGUUGCUGAUAUAGCUGCUAUGGCCGAUACUGGUGCUGUAGCGGUGCCUGUAGAAAGUGAGACCAACCCCGCGCGUACUGAUAUGAAUCCUACAGCUAAUUCUGCCACUGCCGCUCUACCUGUAGAUACUGAGGUCAUUGCCGUGGCUGCUGAUAUCGUUACUGUGGCUGAUUCUGCUGUCAUCGCUGUUUCUAUUGACACUAAGGAUAUCUCCGUGGUCGCUGAUAUGAACACUGUCCCUGUCCCAGGCAUCGGGGUCACGGCCAUGGGUGCUGAUAUGAUCGCUGCGUCUAAUACUACUGCUGUCACUGCACCUGUAGACACUCAGAUCACUAUCGUGGGUACUGAUAUGAUUGCUAUGACCGAUACGUUCGGUGCUAAUGGUGUCGCAAAAGGAGGUACUAGCGUCGAUCCUGUGGAAGCUGUUCUUGUCUCUGGUACAUCGGUCGGUAUGAUAUCGAGCGACUUUGUUACAACUACUACUGGUUCUGGCCUUCCCACUCUGCGCGGUGGUACGUAUGAUGCAGCUGCCACAGUCGAAACUGCUGUUAGCGCUGUAGCCGUUGGUACUGAGAGCUCCGCUGAGCUUUCUGGCACGGAUAAUAUUAUGGGUAGUGCUGUCGGCACUGAUAAGGCUGAUUCUGCUCUUUCUAUUGACGCCGAUACCGCCGGCGGCUCUGUUAAAGCCUCCGUUGUCGAUGUGAAGGUCCUUAAGAACGAUACUGCUGUGUCUGCUGGAAUUGGUGUUACGGGCGAUACCGCUUUGGUUGCACAUACGGAUGAGAAUGAUACUACCGGUAUGGCCUACAGUGCGAAAGGGACUGCUGAUACUCUGAUCGAUUCUGUGGCUGCCGAGCAACAUGCCUGUCCUUGCACUGCUGAGUAUACUCAUCCUGUGGACACAGUUUCAUCUGUUAGUACCGCUAACGCAACUGCCAGUGGUGUCAAGGCAGGGACUAUAGGGACUAAUAAUGCCAUUGCUGAGGAUGUUGCUGUUGAAGCUGUUUCUAUCGCUGACACUACUACUAUCGCUAGUACUGUCGACACUGUGCAUAUUGUAGCAGCCGCCUACAUUUAUAGCACUGCUGACGAUGCUGACGCAGAUGGUCUCAUCAAUUCUGUGGCUAUCGGCAAGACGGUUGAGCCCAGCACAGUUAUCGUGGACGCUGCUGCCAUUGGUGUUCCCGCAAACCCUGUUGUCGUGGCUGGGACGGUCGACACAGUUCAUACCGCUCUGGUUGCUGAUACUGGCAGUGCCACUGCAGUUGUCAACGAUGGGGAUGUCAUAAAUUCUGUAGUAACUGCGGAAACUGAGGUAAAAACUAUCAGUGAACUUGUCGUGGAUUGCACCGAUGACAGCAACAUCGACACCGGGAUGCUUCACUCUGUUCGUACUGUACGGGCUGCUGUUUGUGGUAGCCCUGUUGACUCUGUUGAGGCUAAUGCUCUUGCCAAUACCGUUGUUGCUACCAGGACCAAUAAGGAUAGCAAAGCCAAUGAAACAGCUGCUAUUGAUAGGGCCGAUGACGCCAUGGUCGAGGCCGGGAUUAUAGAUGCUGUUCAGGUCACUGCGGCUGCCGAUACGGGCACUACUGCUGAAGUCGAUGACGUUGGGGAUAUUAUUGAUACUGAUGUAAAUGCGAAGAUGGACGGAAUUAGCGGUGCCGAUACAUCUGCUGGAAUUGAUGGUACUAUACAUACUAUCAUUAUUGAUGGUACCGCCGACACUGUUGUCAAAGCCGAAGCCAUCAGUACGUUGGCUGUCAAUGACACUACUGCUGAUGCCGCGGGAAAUCGUAUUGCAGCUGCCACUGCUGGUAAUAGUGUAAGCGAUGUCACCACCAAUGGCACUGCUAUCAUUAGCAUCGUGAAAACAAUUGACAUCGCUCUUACUGCCGACAGCAAUAGUAUCGGUGUUGUUGCUGGCACCAAUGAGAUUACCGACGCCGUUGUCAAUGCUUCACACGAUGAGACCAUCGAUACAGGAGUUUCCGCUGUCCAUGGUAAGCCCGCCAACACUGCUACCAUGGUUGAUUAUGAUACCAAUGCAGUCUCUUCUGGUAGUGUGAGUGGAAGCGCUGGCAAUGACGAUGCAAAUGUCUCCGUGAACAUCUCUCAGACCGUGUCCACUACUACCGCUGCUCGUACUGGGGACAAUGCUGCCACGAUCGAUAUUGUCAACAUUAACUUGACAAAGAGUACCAUAAGUGCCGAACCGGUCGCUGAUAUCACCCCCAGUAUUGUGGCCAAAACUAUCACUUCAUCUACCACGGAUGGCACUCUUACAUCGGAUACCGCCGACACUAUCCCUCCCUCCGCACUUGUGGAAACCAAUGCCACUGAUGAUAUGUCGGACACCCCUGGCACGGUUAACACUAUCAUAAGUGCUCAAGGUGGUACGACUGUUGCUAUCUCUGCCACUGCCGAUUCGGAGACUGUCGCUACCGCUGAUUCUGUUGAAACUACGGACAUCACUGGUACGGUUGACACGGUCAUCGACGCUCGUGCUAAUGAGACUGUCGCUAUCGCUACCAAUGCCAAAACAGAGGCAGUAGCUAUCGAUGCCAACGCCGAAUCAGAGAGUGUCGGCGUCAACUCUGACAUUGACUGUGCCCGUGCUGUUGACACUGCUGAUAUCACUGCUACUAGCGACUCAGAGAUUGGUAUUAUCGCUGCUACUGCCAAUCCCGAGAGUGUCGGUAUCGACUCUGACAUUCUCAUCAUCGAUGACAGUACUGACGCUGACAAUACUGAUAUUGCUGCUGACACUGGUGGUCUAGUCAUAACUGCUGACACUGCAACCACUGCAUUACCAGGGACCGAAGAGACAGAACAGACUGAGGCUUUGGGGCGUGAUGGUGCAGAAGCGCAUGGAAACAAAGACGAAAGUGCUGAAGAAGAAACCGAAGGGUCAGCCGAGCGAGACAAUAUUCGAGAAGCUGAGAGGGGUGCAAAACAGACAAUGGAUGCAAAGGUUGCAUCUAACGUCAGCAUUGAGGUCGCUCAUGAGUGUGCCGCCGAUUCUGGACCUAUGGUCGCAACUGCUACCAGCAAUCAGGACUACCGUAAUGCUGAAGAUAGCUCGUUGAUGGUUGCUGACCCUAUCACAGACUCAGGUCAAGCUGCUCUGCAGGGUAACAAACAUUCGGCUACCGCAGACAUUAACACGUCGGGGAUUACGUCACGAACUGAUGCCUACAGUUCUGACAAGCGAAUUUGUACGAGUAUCGACACCGACACAGAAUCGGCCGCUGUAGUAACACGUACGUAUGCGCAGUUUGCGUCCAUACGAAGCGAAUUGGAGCAUGUGCGCCAGCAGGCGACUCUGGCGGCUCAAGAGCGAAAUCAACUACGUUUGUUGGUUGGAACACUUGCACAUGAGCUGGAGGCGCUACGAGAGGCGGUACAUGGGGAUGUACGGAUGUAUGGAAAACUGAACAAGGGUAUAUUAGGUGCGAAUAUGAACUCUGUAGCGGCACAGGAGGCAUCUGAUGGUAAUACAGAGACACAACCGGGAGUGGGAAGGUUUGAGGAUAGACUGGUUUCAACGGACCGCAUCCCUACUUGUGCUGAGAGUAUCAUUGACAAGCCGGAGAGUAAUACGUUCCAACCCAAGCGAGUCACAGGCAAUCGCAAGAGGAAAGCCACACUCAGCACAGAACCAGCCACCAAGCGAAGGAGUGUCAGCAAUGACACGCAUAUGGGUUCGGAAUCUUGCGCAGUGUCAUAUAAGAGGGGUAGCGAACUACAGCCACAGAUACCGCCACCCACUAGGACUAGCGGCCAGAUUACCCAAUGCGGUUUGGGUGCGAUACAAGUACAUAUGGAGGGGCAUACACACGUCAUGGCGGAGGACACAGGUGAACAUAACAAGACGACUGCGGAUACCGCGAAUACUCUUAUGACUGUGAAGAUGCGGAAGCGUCUGGCACGCGGUGGGGCAUGUAAGCGACUGCCUGGAGUAGUUUACGACGGAGAUGAGGUCGAGGACACCGAGACAGCAUCUACCGCAAGAAAAGAUAGACAGGUGCACAGAAGAGAGGAAAAAGGGCACCGAAGCGGUAAGCACACACACAACCCAUCUGCGCGAAAGAGUGGACAUAGUGCGAAAGUGAAGAGAUCGAGAAGAGGCAACUCUAGUACAAAAGCUGUGCAGCGGAGUAUGCAGACGCGGAAACGUGACGCUUCAAACGAAUCUGAUGAGGAGGAAGGGGAAAGCAUGGUCGAUGUUGCUGAUAUGGACAGCAUCCCAGCUGAGCCACAAAGUUCUUCGCGGCAGAAGAAGAACUCGCGUAGUAGGGGUGGAUCUGGAGCCAAAAAAGGCCGCAAGGGCAAAGGGAGUGCUCACGAGUUAGUACCGGAGAGACAAGGCUUGCCCAAAACAUUGCAGACUACACUUUCCAGAGGUGAGGUAAUAGAUGACUCUGAAUCUGGUGACGAAAGUAGGUCCCAGGAAGUGCCACUGGCCGCCAGGCGCAAGAAAACAAUUGUGCAUUUCGGGUGGCCCGAUGUACCGGCGUACGAGGCGUUGAAAUCGAAGGGACGUACUGUCAGAGGAGUGUCUCGUAAUCCAAGUGAAAGUGUCGGUGCAAACGGGGGUGGUAGGGAAUCACGUGCGGGCGAAGAAGCCAGAUGGCACAGCUUCGAGGGGAAAGAGGGGCGACGCACCGCUGAUACAGUGCGAGAUGCGCCGACGCAUUACCACGGGAGGGCUCCGAGUGUGGUGGAGAAAAUGUUGCUCAAAGAGACGGUGACCACAGAGAGCAAUAGCACUGAAGCGGGCAGUGCUGGGACUGAGGUUGGAGACAUGAGCGAGGUCGAACGGUCUGAUAUGGAACUUUCAAUUGGGCGAGGCACGGGAAAAACUACUUCGACACGUGUGCGUGCUAGUCGGCGACUACGGGGAGAUGGAGACGAAGAUAUGACUCAUAACAAGAAUUUUGCAUUCAGAACCCCGCCGAAAGUAAGCAAACGGAAACAUAGUAAGAACGAUCACGGCACGCGUGGCAAUACCAGGAAUACGCACUCUGCAGACAGGGGUGCGAGAAGCAAAAUAUCAUUUACAAACGACCUGAGCAGUGAAGGUGACACGAAUGUAAAGGCUGCUUACGCCAACCGCGAGAAUGUAUGCCCGGCAAGCGAUCGAAAGAAAAGGAAGAUCAGUAAGGUAAACACUCUGCUGGAGAGAGAUUCGGCGCCACGGGUAUUGAAGUCGGUGGGCCAGCGCUUCAACGUGUGA